This is a messenger RNA of Ctenocephalides felis (cat flea), 408 nucleotides long. RefSeq names its product solute carrier family 22 member 8-like. Gene Ontology annotation, molecular function: transmembrane transporter activity. Lineage: Eukaryota; Metazoa; Arthropoda; Insecta; Siphonaptera; Pulicidae. Gene Ontology annotation, biological process: transmembrane transport. The transcript has 3 exons. The coding region runs from base 1 to 408 and encodes 135 amino acids. The record is from RefSeq and is a predicted model, not a curated record.
AUGACAGCAAGUUUGUGUUUACUAUCUAUUUUAGCCAUACCACAGGAAAGUAGUAUAGCGUUGAUGAUUGUUGGACUUGUUGGUCGUUUGUGUAUUAGUGGAGUAUUUUCUGUAGUUAUUCUGCAUACAAGUGAAUUGUUCCCAACAUUAAACAGAAAUUCAGCAAUUGGGAGCAGUUCCACAAUGGCACAUGUUGGAUCCAUUGCAGCACCUUAUAUCGUAGAUUUAUUGGGUGCGUUGGCCUGGUUCAUUCCAACAACGAUAUGUGGAGCUUUUGCUCUGGCUUCCGGGUUUCUGGUGUUAUUACUUCCUGAGACGAAAGGGAAAGCUCUCUGCGAUACAUUAGAAGAAAUAGAUUCACCGGGCCAAGGAAAAGUUUCCGUAAAAAAUCUGUGUCAUUCAUCAUAG